Molecule: messenger RNA, 2075 nt
Organism: Paramecium sonneborni
Lineage: Eukaryota; Ciliophora; Oligohymenophorea; Peniculida; Parameciidae
Source: the annotation of a GenBank genome assembly
AUGAAUUAAAAAUAUAAAAUCAGAAUUAAAAUGUAAAAUUGGUAAGAACAGUUUACAGAUAAUAUGAAUAAUCAGUAUUAAAACAAAAGAUUAUUUGGAAUGUUAAUAGAUGUAUCUGGGUCUAUGAGAGAAAGUUAUGAGUAAAUAGGCGGAGAAAAUAUAUAAUAGAAUUAAAUAGAUAAAACAAGACUGGAAUCUGUGUGGAAUUUGGUUUUUACAUCAAUCUAAGAUGAAAAAUUAUAAAAUGAUUAUCUAUUUGCUGGUGCAUUUGGAUGCAAAGAUGAAAAAUAAGAUGUUGUUGAUUUUACCCCAAUUUUAAAGUCGUUAUUGGAAAAGAUAUCAUAAAAUGAUAAUCAAGACUGGUAUCAACUACUUUAUUCUCUAGUAGAAACAGAGGCAAAAAAUUUGUAAACAUAUUACACAAUAAAGAAUCUAAGAAAAGAUAUGCCAGAGUUUUUAGUAUUCUUAAUCUACGUAUAAUUUAAAAAUAAUAACUAUUAAUUCAAGCGAUUUAUAUCAAAUUUGCCAGCAUAAGUGAAAUAACAAUCACAAUCUUUUCACGAUUUAUUUAUCAAAAGUAGUUCGAUGUUGUCUGAUAAAUUAUUUAAUUAUGAUUUUGUGAAUUAAAAUAUUUAAACUCAGCUCAAAGAAUUAAAACAAUAACUUAUUGGUGAAAAAAUUUCUAUAUUGAGUAUUAGAAAGAUUACAAGACCUUUAAAAAAUAAACUAAUUAGAAAUGAAGUUGAAGCUUAAACAUAAAUGCUUGAGGAAUUUAAAUAAAUCUCUUAUGGUAGAACUCCUAUGAAAAAAUGUUUAAAAUUAACAUUAAAUAAUGAUUAUGAAAUGUUUAAAGAUAAAUUUUUGUUUAUCAUUUCUGAUGGAGAAUCCACUGAUGGAGAUCCAACAGAAUAUGCAUAGUAAUUAAAAAAUAAAGGAUUUAUGAUAGUUUGUUUUUACAUUUCUACUUCUCGUAAAAUUGAUGAUACUUAAAUGUAUCAUAACGCUUAAUCCUAAUGGGAAGAAGGAGCAAAAAUAAUGUUUGAGAUGAGUUCAGUAGUUUCUAACUUUGACUAUCCUUUGUGUUCUAUUGGACAACACACAAAUAUUAAAUUAUCAUAAAUUGGAAAAAGUAGGUUAUUUUUAUAAGGUAAUGAUCCAAAUCUAAUGAAUAAAUUUUUUAAUUAUUUCAUCAAAAUAAAGAAUGAAUAAGAUGCUUUGAUUAAUUUAAUAGGUAAAGUAAAUAUAGAAUAAUACAUCAAUAGUAGCAAUUAAUUUGAAGCUUAAGAAUAAGAAGGAGGAACAUGUUAUGCUAAUGCAAUAGCAGCUGUUUAUGAACUAAUUAUGUAGAAAAUAUAUAAAAGAGAGGGAGGUUAUCCAACCUUUGAAAAAAUACGAUAAGAUUUAAUUUAGUAAUAUGGAACAGAAGGCGGCAAUACAUUUAAAAUUGUUACAAAAACUUGUUCAAGCUUUAGAUUAUAAUGUAGAGAAUUAAAAUCUAUAAGUGAUAUUAAAUAAUGUUUACAUUAAGAAAGACCAUUAUUGGCAAGAUUUUAUUUAUGUGAUGAUUAAUGGGAUAGUAAAGAUCCUAAUCGGUUGGGUUUUAAACCAUUUUUUGCAAAUAAUCCAAAAGGAAUUUUAAAAAAUCUUCCAAAAGAUCAAAUAAGGAUGUUGGAGGACAUGCAGUUGUAUUACAUAAGUACACUUCAGAGUAUUAUUCAUUUAUCAACUCUUGGGGAACUGACUGGGGAGAUUAAGGAUUCUUUAAAGUAAAAGACCUUGAGGUGCUUUGUGAUAUGUAAUUCAUGGAAGUGUUUUGGACUAAUAAUAAUUUAACCAAAAAAGAAAUAUAAUCAUUUAAACAAGAUGCAGGUUAAAAAAUUACAGAUUUUUACUAAGAUGCCUUUAGUAUUAUUGGAAAUAAAAUUUACACAUGUCCUAAAUGUUUAAAACCAUCUUUCAUUAAUGAAUAUGAAGGAAAUUAUUAUAAAGCUAAGUGUCCUAGAUGUAAAUUAAGCUUCCAUCCAUAAUCUUUGGGCCAGUUAUUUGUUAAUUACUUAUAUGGAAAAGAUCUAUGA